Molecule: messenger RNA, 1849 nt
Organism: Helianthus annuus (common sunflower)
Lineage: Eukaryota; Viridiplantae; Streptophyta; Magnoliopsida; Asterales; Asteraceae
Product: mitochondrial import inner membrane translocase subunit TIM44-2
Exons: 14
Coding region: 122-1576 (484 amino acids)
Biological process (GO): protein import into mitochondrial matrix
Cellular component (GO): mitochondrial inner membrane
Molecular function (GO): protein-folding chaperone binding
Source: RefSeq, a predicted model, not a curated record
AGGGCACAAAAUAUCUUCAUCCCCACGCUAAACCCUUGAUGUCACUGUAUACAAACACGAAAACCCUAGCUUCUUGAAUCAAAUUCGACUCAUAUUCGUCACCACAAACACAAUUCCUGCAAUGGCGACAAGAAAGCUGGUCCGAGACUUAGUUCUCCGUAAGCAGCCGCUGUAUCAGCAUCUUUUAGCUUACAAACAGGUUUCAACAACAGCUUCGAGGUUUAGGUUAAUUGGUGGUGCGAAUGGAAGGUUAAUGUCUCGUGAAUUCAGUGUGUUUAAGGAGUUUUCGGAGAAGAUUAAAGGUGAAGUGAACAGAAAUCAGGAGCUUCGAAAAUCUGUAGAAGAAUUGAAGGAAAAAACUGAAGAGCUUAAAGGGGUGAAAGAAGAUCUAAAAGUUAGAACGAAGCAGACAACGGAGCAGCUUUACAAGCAUGUGGAUGGCGUGUGGACCGAAGCCGAAGCUACAGCAAAAAAGGUUUCCGAGAAUCUUAAGGAAAAGGUUUCUGCUGCUACGGAGGAGGUGAAAGAAACGCUAGGAAUUGGGAAGCAGGAGACCUCAGAAUCUGCCAGCUCAUCAGCUAGCGGUGCUUCGGCAGAAAAAGAAGGCGAGAAUGAUAAACAAUCAGCAAGUGGAGAAGAUACGAAACAGCAAUCCGGGUAUGCUGAAUCAGCAGGAACGAUAUUUAGCAAGGUUCGGUCUGGAGUUUCAUAUUCCUAUCAAAAGGCCAAAGAUGCAAAGGUCCUUGAUUUGGCCAAAAAGGGUUAUGACAUUGUGAAAGACGAGUUAAAUGGUAGCUCGAGUAAAAGGAAACGGGCCCAAGCCGCCUCUACUGCUGCCUCUCAAGCUAAUGUUGAAAGAAGCGAUAGAACAGAUAUCACCAUUGUGCCUGUAAAACAGUCACCGUUUAGCAAGAAAUGGGAGGCGUUCAAGGCGAAAAUGCAAGGUAAUCCAAUCUUUAAGCGCGUUAGCGGCAUCAGUGAACCUGUCAUGACAAAGGGUCAAGAGAUUGCAGAAGAUAUGCGUGAAAGAUGGGAGACUAGUGAUCAUCCUGUAGUUCAUAAAAUCCAGGAUAUUAAUGAAAGUGUUUUUAGAGAGACAGAUGCUGCAAUGUCUUUUAAGGAAAUUCGUCAGCGUGACCCGUAUUUCUCUUUACCUGACUUUGUAUCCGACGUCCAAGAAAUUGUGAAACCCGUCCUCAAGGCCUACAUAAAAGGAGAAACCGAGGUACUUGAGAAAUAUUGUUCCCCUGAAAUAAUUGAGAGAUGUAAAGCCGAACAUCAAGUUUGUGAGAUGCAGGGCACUUUUUAUGACAACAAGAUAUUACAUAUAUCUGAAGUCGACGUAAGAGAGACCAAAAUGAUGGGCGACAGUCCUAUAAUUAUUGUCGGGUUUCAUACACAACAGGUGUAUUGUGUACGAGAUAGACUUGGUGAAAUAACAGAUGGAGGCAAGGAUACUAUCCACACGGUUCAUUAUAUGUGGGCAAUGCAGCUUACGGAGGCAGAAGAAGGUUCUCAUAUGCCAGUUUGGAAGCUUAGAGAUAUGCAACAAGUUGGCAUCCGGGCGCUCAUUUGAUCAUGAAAUCGGUUCGAUAAGGUUUUUUUACCCUUCAUUGCAUUUAAUCAUUUCGGCUGCUGGAAAAAUUUUGGUUUUAGAUAUAUAUUUGUUAACUUCGUGCUGAUUAAAGAAGGAAUGAAAUGGAACAUGAGUUCCUGCAUCUGUUUUUUUUAUAAUUGUCAUCCAUUGUAAUAGAUUUUGACUUGAGCUGUUUCUUCAUGAAACAUAGUAGCAAAAUAAUGUCAUAUUGCCUGAGAAUAUGCUAACUGAAGGUGUAAAUGUUGAGGUAAA